AUGCAAAAUCUUACAACUUGUGAGGAUCCUGGUAUUCCUGCAAACGGCAAGCGAAGAGUUGUCUCUUUCGCUCACAGCCAGGUUGCAACAUUUGGCUGCAACGAAGGCUACGAACAAGUGGGUACGCAUUUGAGAAAGUGCUUGAUGUCAAAUUCUGGCAAAACGUAUUGGAGUGGAUUCCCAACAGUUUGUAAAGAUCUAUUUAAGAAUCCUUCUCAACUGGCAGGUCAGUUCAGAGAACGGUUUUUGGAUCGAACUCUCAAAUGCAACGACAAGAAGAACUCAUCCAUAGAGUCUUUUCAAGCUAGUAGCAACGCAACCAAAAGCCUCAACGGAGGCUUGUGCAGAGGACGUUCUGUGGUCGUUGGUGAGGGAUGCGUUGAUCUCAUCUUCGCCAUUGAUUGCUCUAAAAGCAUAUCUGAACAUAACUUCAAAUUGAGUCUUGCAUUUGCUGCUCAAGUUGUAGCACAGUUUAGCAUCUCAGCGGGUCAGGCUAGAGUGGCUUUGCUUACUUACGAUCACAGGAUACAUCUUAACUUUAACUUGGGAGAUAAAAAGACGACAGAAGAGACGGUUGAGGCCAUUAAAAGUGCCGGCUACUGUGGUGGCGCAAUGGCAACUGCUCCAGUUUUGAAAUUCAUUCGCACAAAAAUCUUGCCUAAGAGCAGACUCAAUUGCAAUAGGUUGAUUUUUCUACUGACUGGUGGGAAGAAUAAUUGGUCAGGAGAUCCUAUUGAUGAGGCGGAGCAGAUUAAGAACAUUACUGAUACUGAAAUAUACACGAUCUCUUACGGAGACAGCGAUUUGCACUGGGAUGUCUUAAGCCGUCUUGCUUCAAAGAAAGAGUACUUUUUUGCCGUCAGAGAACCAGUGAUUCUGAACGAACUUAUCAAGAAGUCAUUUACUUUAAAAUUGAAUUACUCUGAGCAGUGUGGUACAACCAGCGCUCCUGACUGCAGGGCACGCGUCUUUGGCGGUUGCCAUUCGUCCAGAGGAUCUUGGCCGUUUCUUGUCUCGAUCUACACUCGUCAUAAUGGAACUUGGAUAAUCACGUGUGGUGGAACAAUAAUAAAUGACUGCUGGAUUAUGUCCGCCGCUCACUGUUUUUAUCACUUACAAGGCAUAAGCAAUGACGACAUUCGAGUGGUAACCGGAGACUCUCAAAGGUACGUAGAUGAAGCGACUGAAACAACGUACAAUGUUUGUGGUAUCAAACUACACAAGGGCUUCAAUCGCUUUACAUUCGCAAAUGACAUUAUGCUACUGAAGCUCUGCUGCAAAGUUGAGUUUUCACACUUUGUCAGAAAAGGUUGUCUACCUCAGGCAGGAGACGAGCUCUACUACAGAGCGGGCGCUCAGUGUGUUGUAGCAGGAUGGGGAGGCACGGUACAAAAGAAUGGAACUGGAGUCUUCAGUCUGAGACCAUCUACUAGUCUUAAACAAGCCAAUCUUCCUGUCGCCGACAUCGAAAUUUGUAAAAGGUCGACCAGAUAUCCAGUGGCGGAAACCUCGUUUUGUGCCGGUGACGGUACGGGACAGGCAGGACCUUGCAGGGGAGACAGCGGUGGACCCAUCUUUUGCAUGAGAAAGGAUUCAGACACUUACGUUGUUACUGGGAUUGUCAGCUGGGGUGUUGGAUGCGGUCAAGCAGGACAAUACGGGUUCUAUACAGACCUCCGGAAGUUGAGGCAAUGGAUUGAAGACAACGUCGAGGGUUGCUCUAGUGAUCCUUGCCCAGACUCAGGCGUGAACUUUCGGUUUUGCUCUAUGUCGCUGGUUUUCUUUUGCAUUGCUCUUCUGAUGACAUCAACGGCGUCGCUAGACGAAUGUUCCAUGCAGCAGUGCAGCUCAGCUUGCAGCUGCAAUAGGUACGUGCAGUGCGGUGGCAAAAUUACGGGAUCAAGCCAAAAUAUGUCGCUUCCUGCUGCUAGCGGCCGUUACAGAAAAUGCAUUCAUUGUACUUGGAAUAUGCGCGUUCGUCAACAAGACACGGUUCGGUUGCAUUUUGAGCAGUUUGAUCUCGGAGAAGGAGACUGGGUAAAGGUCUAUGACGGGUCCAAGUCAAAAGUAUCUGAAAUAAUCAGGUGGGACUCUUACGCCUCUCCUGUUGACGUCGUGUCGUCUGGACACAAAAUGGUAGUGGAGUUCAGGUCAAACGCAUGUGGGGAGAAGUCAGGAAUUCACGCAGUAAUGGAAAUAAACACAUGUGGCUCAUUAAUUCAACUGCCCAGCUCAGGAAAACGGAUCAUUCGUUCGCCCAAAUAUCCUCGUUUGUACCCAAGCAAUGCAGACUGUUUAUGGACGGUUGUAGGCAAACAAGAUUUGCUAUCAGCCGAGGUCAACAUAAUUGCCUUGAAAACCGAAGGAAACAAGGAUAUCGUUACGAUUAGAGAUACUCUUGGACAAGAAAAUGGGAAUGUCACAGAACACUCUGGAACAAUUGAGUCCGUAGUUUUCAACGUGACAAAUUCACCGGGAAUCUCAGUUGCUUUUCGGUCUGACGUCAGUGUUAAUAACGUUGGAUUCAAGAUAGCCAUAUCAAUCCGUUCUGAUGUUUCGAUCUGUAAAAGACCUAGCAGUGUAGCGAAUGGAAGGGUGAGGUGGACUGAUUUCCGCCGGAGAGCCAUACAUUCCUGUUGUCCCGGAUAUGUCGCAAUUGGUACUACUGCAACCCAAACUUGCGUCGGCAGUCGCUGGACUCCAUCAGACACAAUCACAUGCAAACGCGUGACAUCAUGUCCUCGAUUGCUUCCUCCAAACAACGGCAUCAUAGUUGGAGGAAACUCUCCUCCUACUCACGUUGGAGCGACAGGUAUUGAGUUCCAGUGUAACUUGGGCCACGAAUUUGAAGGAUCAGGAGUUUCCACAGUUCGUGCUGUGUGCAAAUGCACGGGAGAAUGGCAUUACACGCCUGUCAAACCAUACUGCAAACUUUUUCAGUGUGGACCUCUUCCUCCAUCACCUCAGCCGGGAGGAUUUGUUCAAGUCAAAGGUCCACUCGUUUUGGGAACUGUGGGUACAUACAAAUGCCCAAAAGGAUUUGGUUUGGAUGGAAUUCCAACUGUCGUUUGUCAAGAGGAUGGCUCUUGGCACCCUGUAAGGAAAAGUCAUCAUGCGCACCGAUGCGUAGAAGGUCUGACAACUUGCGACGAUCCUGGUAUUCCUGGAAACGGCACGCGGAGAGUUUUUUCUUUCGCUCACGGUGCGGCUGCAUCAUUUGGCUGUCACGAAGGCUACCGGCAAGUCGGUUCUCAUUUGAGGACAUGCGUCGCAUCAAAUUCUAGUAACACACACUGGGAUGGAGAUCAAACAGUUUGCAUUGAUCAAUUUAAGAAUCCUUCUCAACUGGCAGGUCAGUUCAGAGAAGGUUUCUUGGAUCGAACUGUCAAAUGCAAUGGCAAGAAGAACUCUUCCAUAGAGUCUUCUCAAGCUAUUUGCAACGCAACCAAAAACUCCAACGGAAGUUUGUGCAGGGGACGUUCAGUGGUCGUUGGUGAGGGAUGCGUGGAUCUCAUCUUCGCCAUUGAUUGCUCCAAAAGCAUAUCUGAACAUAACUUCAACUUGAGUCUUGCAUUUGCUGCUCGAUCUGUCGCACUGUUUGACAUUGCAGCGGGUCAGGCCAGAGUGGCUUUGCUGUCUUACGAUCAUAAGAGACAUCCACACUUUAACUUGGGAGAUAAAAAGACGACACAAGAGACAGUGGAGGCCAUUCAAAAUGCCAGCUACUGUGGUGGCGCCACCGCAACUGGUCCGGUUUUGAACUACAUUCGUACGCGCAUCUUGCCUAAAAGCAAACCCAAUUGCAAAAGAGCGAUUUUCCUACUGACUGAUGGGAAGAACAAUUGGGCAGGGGAUCCUAGUGAAGAGGCGGAGCAGCUCAAGAACAUUAAUGGUACUGAAAUAUACACGAUCGCUUACGGAGAGAGUGAUUUGAACUGGAAUGUCUUAAGCCGUCUUGCUUCAAAAAAAGAGUACUUCUUUGCUGUCAGAGAACCAGUGAUUCUGAACGAACUUAUCAAGAAGUCAUUCACUUUAAAAUUGAACUACUCUGAGCAGUGCGGUACAACGAGCGCUCCUGACUGCAGGGCACGCGUCUUUGGCGGUUGCAUUUCACUCAGAGGAGCUUGGCCGUUUCUUGCCUCGAUCUACAUUCGUCAAAAUGGAGUUUUCAUAUUUAUAUGUGGUGGAAUAAUAAUAAAUGACUGCUGGAUAUUGUCCGCUGCUCACUGUCUUGAAAACUUACCAAAUUUAAAAAAUUUGGACAUAUUUGUUGUAACUGGAAAUACUCAAAGGUUUGUAGAUGAAGCGACUGAAACAACGUAUAAAGUUUGUGAAAUCAAAUUGCAUACGGGCUACAAUAGCAAUACAUUAGCCAACGACAUUAUGCUACUGAAGCUCUGCUGCAAGCUUGAGUACACAAAUUUUGUAAGAAAAGCUUGUCUACCUCAGGCAGGAGACGAGAUCUACUACAGGCCGGGCGCUCAGUGUAUUGUAGCUGGAUGGGGAAACACAAAACAAAGAAACGAAAACGACGACCUAGAUGAUAAACCAUCUACUAGUCUUAAACAAGCCACUCUUUCUGUCGCCGACAUCGAAGUUUGUAAAAAGUCGACCAGAUUUCCCGUGGCGCCAACCACAUUCUGCGCCGGUGACGGUACGGGAAACGUAGGAGCUUGCAGGGGCGACAGCGGAGGGGCUAUCUUUUGCAAAAGACAGGAUUCAGACACGUAUGUUGUUAUUGGGAUUGUCAGCUGGGGUGUUGGAUGCGGUCAGGUAGGACAAUACGGGUUCUACACAGACGUCUGGAAGCUGAGGCAAUGGAUUGAAGACAACGUCGAGGAGUGCUCUGAUGAUCCUUGCCCAGACUUAGGCGUACACAUUGUCUAGUAAUGGCGCUUUUAGACAUUGCCUGUUUAUUGCAAUGUCUAUUUGACGAAGACGCGAUAACGUAGCUAAAACAUGUAGGCGACAUGCGUUUACACAGUGAAAGUCAUGUAUACCGUAUACGCAACAAAACUUACAACAGGUAGAUUUUUGGUCAAAAGGACUGACGUAGUAUACCGCAAGUAACUCGA
Messenger RNA from Corticium candelabrum, 5075 nucleotides. RefSeq lists its product as uncharacterized. The record is from RefSeq and is a predicted model, not a curated record. Lineage: Eukaryota; Metazoa; Porifera; Homoscleromorpha; Homosclerophorida; Plakinidae. Gene Ontology annotation, biological process: proteolysis. The transcript has 14 exons. The coding region runs from base 1 to 4887 and encodes 1628 amino acids. Gene Ontology annotation, molecular function: serine-type endopeptidase activity.